This is a messenger RNA of Labrus bergylta (ballan wrasse), 2203 nucleotides long. The record is from RefSeq and is a predicted model, not a curated record. NCBI's taxonomy places the organism in Eukaryota, Metazoa, Chordata, Actinopteri, Labriformes, Labridae.
GGACAAGCAGCAGACCAAACCGACUCUGAGAGACCUGCAGAGCAAGUCCGGGUCUAACGUUACCCCCAUCCCCAUCCCGCCGUUUGACCCCCCUGUUCCCCUCGGAGCGACGCUGCUCGACGCGUCCCCGACUCGCUGCGAAGCGUCCGCCGCAGAGGUCACGCUGACCGAUGUCUUUGUCCCCCUAGAAUCCAUCAAACCCAGUAACCUCUCACCUGUCACCGUGUUUGACGGUCACAGUCUGCGCGUUCUCUUUCACUUUGCACGCCACUCUCCUCCGUCACGCCCUGACGUGCUGGUCGUGAUCAUCUCCAUGCUGUCGUCGGCGCCCGUCCCCGUCACCAACAUCAGCUUCCAGACGACGCCGCCAAAGUCGAUGGCGGUGAAGCUGCAGCCUCCGUCAGGAUCCGAGCUCCCGGCCUUCAACCCCGUCCUCCCUCCUGCUGCAGUCACUCAGAUCCUGCUGCUCGCCAACCCCGACAAGGAGAAGGUGGAGCUGGAGUAUCGUUUAUCGUUCACGAUGGGCGAGCAGGAGCACAGCGAGGGCGGCAGUCUAGAACAGUUUCCUCCUCCGGAGACGUGGGCGAGUCUAUAGCAGAGACACACGGGCGGCGUGACGGACUGAACGCCACUCCACGCCAUGACACGCCUUCUUCCUUUGAAUCACUUUGGACUUUCUUUACUUUGGAUUCUGAUCUGUCACCGUAACGUGUGCGUGCUGCUUUAAAUGUCUCAUCACGCCGCUGCAGCCGGACAGACGGCGUGCAGCGGCGUGAUGAGGAUCUGUUUCCCUUCACGUCUGCACAGAGAGACUCUAACGUUACGGGGACUCAUCCUCUUCCUGUGUUGUCUGCUCUCUGAUUGGCUGCUCUCUCUCUCUCUGUAACGACCACGUCUUCAUUUGCAGUUUUUGUUUUUCCCGCUCUGACAUCAUCGUCGUGGUUACCUGCCGGUUGUGCCUCUUCGCAGUUUGGAUGGAUCUUCUUUGUUCUCUUCGUUACGUGUUCGCAGGUCGUCGUAGAUUAUAACCUUCAGAUAUUCAAAGUGGCGUUUAUCUUCUUUUCUUUUGCUCGUUUGUCAUUGAUUGGGUGAAUAUGCUAACGGAACACGUGGAACUCGUUGGUUCAGUCGGCGCCGCAUGCCGUCAGCUGAACGACCUCCCGACACGCCACAUUCCUCACUUCCUGUGUACAUACCCGUGAGGCGUCGUGUGAGCGUAACCAUGGUGACAGAUUCUGAAGGGUAAUAAAGAGUUUUUUCUUGGUGACCUGAAGUCGUGCGUUUGUUGAUCUUUUUCUCCGCCCACAGGUGAUCAACGACCGUCUCAAACCGCCAUGAUGUCAGAGUCAAUCACGCCACAGGUACAGUCGCAGGUUAGACGGUUUUAUUAACAAACGGUAGAAAGGACGCCACAUUUAGAACGUCACAGCUGAUAGAACAGGAAACGGGUUUCUGAGGCUCUUACUUUGAAAAGCUUCAAACGUUUCCUCCAUCAGAUCUGAACGAAGGUUAAAGGUCAACAAAAAACCAAAACGAUGUUUCGAAGCUUUUCUCUCAUUUUCCAGGACGCGUGGGAGACGCUUCACGCUGCAGACAGCGCGCUCUCACUCAAACUUCAGGAACAGGAAGCUAGCUUAAUGCUAUGUUGUUGUUGUUGAUGCUCAGCCAAAGUGUUAACUACUGUGAUUGGCUGGCAGCUUUUUUAAACCCUGCCCCCAAUUAUGAUUGACAUAAUUCUUUUUAUGUGUUUUUUAUACACGAUUUCAUUUGAUUUCCUGCAUAAAGGAUGUUUGUAGUCUUGGCAGCAUUUUAACAUGGAAAUAAAAUCAAUUAAAUUUGAUUAUCAUGAACUGAAGAGGAUGAAAGGGGUGGAUGAAGAAGUUAGGUCUGGGUGACCCAGGUAGCAUCUCUCCUCUUGAUCCAGAUCCAAAGACCAGCCUGUUCGGCUGAACUGGAGAGCACUUUGAGGACCCCUGAACCCCCCCUUUAAAAAAACAUGGUGACGCUUUAGUGUUAUUUCAUAUGUUAAAACAACCAUCAGCAGUGAAAUGUUGUUUCAGUCUGAUGACGCUGGAGAUGUUUUUUAGUAUUUCGUUUGUAUUAGUAGUUCAGGGUUAGGGGUCAGGGGUCAGGGUACCCGCUCUCUUCAGGGUUUCUGAGUGUAAAAGUGAGUGUUUGUAAUAAAAGCAGACGUGUUCCUGCA